AUGACAACAACUUCUCAAAUGAUCAAUGUCAACUCAACUGUUUCAACUAUUUCAGAAGAGACACUAACUGAUAAAUUAGUUACCGGAACUACCACAAAAUCAGAAGAAAAUUUUUGGGAAACGACAACAACUCAGGAUAUUAGCCUUACUAAAGCCGAUGUUCCAACCGAAACGCCAGUUCCCGAGGCUACUACGGAAUCAGAAACAGAUGUUCCAGAGACUACUACUACGAAAUCAGAUAUAAAGCCCACUGAAACUACUGAAACUACUGAACCUACUGAUGCUACUACUUCAGAAGAAAAUAUUCCCACAGAGACUACUACAGAAUCAGAAAAAAAUGAAAAUAAAAUUACUCCCGAAGCUACUACAGGAUCAGAAACAGAUGCUACUACGGAAUCAGAAAAGAAUAAAAAUAAAAUUGUUCCCGAAGCUACUACAGGAUCAGAAACAGAUACUACUACGGAAUCAGAAAAGAAUAAAAAUAAAAUUGUUCCCGAAGCUACUACAGGAUCAGAAACAGGUGUUCCCGAAGCUACUACAGGAUCAGAAACAGGCGUUCCAGAGACUACUACUACGGAACCAGAUACAAAGUCCACUGAAACUACUGAACCUACUGAUGCUGUUACAACUACUACUUCAGAAGAAAAUAUUCCCGCAGAGGCUACUACGGAAUCAGAAAAGAAUAAAAAUAAAAUUGUUCCCGAAGCUACUACAGGAUCAGAAACAGAU
Diversispora eburnea is the source of this 729-nucleotide messenger RNA. The record is from the annotation of a GenBank genome assembly. Lineage: Eukaryota; Fungi; Glomeromycota; Glomeromycetes; Diversisporales; Diversisporaceae.